Messenger RNA from Drosophila grimshawi, 2516 nucleotides. RefSeq names its product TBC1 domain family member 22B (gene Tbc1d22). Gene Ontology annotation, biological process: activation of GTPase activity. The coding region runs from base 82 to 1725 and encodes 547 amino acids. The transcript is spliced from 6 exons. Gene Ontology annotation, molecular function: GTPase activator activity. NCBI's taxonomy places the organism in Eukaryota, Metazoa, Arthropoda, Insecta, Diptera, Drosophilidae. The record is from RefSeq and is a predicted model, not a curated record.
UAUUUUAAUUUUUGCCAACAGCUGGUCACUCAGUUGCAUAUGCAAUGACGCUGACACUCACAUCGUACUUAGACAUUUAUUAUGGACAAUAAUGUAGGGCAAACUGGAGAAAAAUCAAAAACCGCAUCGACAACAGCCAACCCAAGCGAACUAAUAGCGGCAACACACAUCGCUGCAACCAGAGCAAAAUCACCAUCAGCGAGCAUCCUAGCAAAUCCAACGUCGUUUUGGAAGAACAGCGGCCGUGCAGUGCCCGGACGGCCCAGUCCAAAGCGAGAUAUUCACGACAAAUCGGGAGGAACUGGAGGGGCAGUGGGACAGCGCGAUCGUGGCAACGGCAGCGGCAUGGUGUCCACCUUUCGUGACUAUCAGCAGUCGGUGAGCGAUGCCUGGGAUACCGGCGACGAUGAGUUCUGCAUCAUAAGCAGCACAGAGGCUGCUGCUGCCGCCGCUGUGGGGGAUGCUGCACGCAUCUCGCGGCAGAUGUCACAAACGGCGGCGCUCAAUGUCAUUGAAACGCAUUCGCGUAGCAAUCAAAACCACGUCACACACUGCGAGCCCAGCGAUGUUCAUAUUGGCAAUGCGGAACUGUCUGCAAGUGGCGCUAACUUUGUCGAAGACAUCAAGGAGCAGCGCAGAUCAUCGCACGACAACAACGAAAACAGAUCUCGCUUUCGCAACUAUCCGGGCCGACCGCAGCUGCAGAAGAUUAGCUCCAACUCGCAGGAUGGGGAAUAUGAGACGAAAAUAGAGAAAUUUCAAUUGUUGCUCGACUCACCGCAACUUGAUUUGGCGGCGCUCAAGAAGCUCAGCUGGUCAGGUGUGCCGCGCAAAAUGCGCGCUGUCAGCUGGCGUUUGCUAUCGAAGUAUCUGCCGCCGUCGGGCGAGCGACGAAAUGCGGUGCUGGAGAGUAAGCGGCAGGGAUAUCAGGAUCUGCGACAUAAUUACUUUCGGGUGGACAGUCAGGAUGAGACGCAGCAGGACACCUAUCAUCAGAUACAUAUCGAUGUGCCGCGCAUGAAUCCACAAAUCCCACUCUUUCAGCAGCAGCUCGUACAGGAGAUGUUUGAGCGUAUACUCUUCAUUUGGGCGAUACGACAUCCGGCCUCCGGCUAUGUGCAGGGCAUCAACGAUCUGGUGACGCCCUUUUUCAUUGUCUUCCUGCAAGAGGCACUCACACCCAACACUGAUCUUGAAAAAUAUAAUAUGUCACAGCUGCCAGAGGAGACACGCAACAUUAUCGAAGCCGAUUCAUUUUGGUGCCUAUCCAAGUUUCUCGACUGCAUCCAGGAUAACUACAUAUUCGCCCAGCUGGGCAUACAGGAGAAGGUGAAUCAGCUCAAGGAUCUUAUACAACGUAUUGAUGUCAACCUGCAUCGUCAUCUGCAGACACAUGGCGUUGACUAUUUACAAUUCUCAUUUCGUUGGAUGAACAAUUUGCUGACACGCGAACUGCCCCUGCAUUGCACAAUCCGUUUGUGGGACACAUAUCUGGCCGAGUCCGAUGGAUUUGCUCUAUUUCAUUUGUAUGUGUGUGCGGCAUUUUUGCUGCACUGGAAGGAGCAGCUAAUGCAACAGAAUGACUUUCAGGGUUUAAUGUUGCUGCUACAAAAUCUGCCAACGCAUAAUUGGUCCGAUCGCCAAAUUAAUGUGCUGCUCGCCGAAGCAUUUCGCUUGAAGUUCACCUAUGCGGACGCACUCAAGCAUCUGGAGACGAAAAGUUGACAAAGCAAUCCGGAAUGAUGCAUAUAUAGAAAUUAAUUUACUACUACUACUACUACUACUAUGUCUGUCUGUGGGCAUAUACCCAAAACAAUACAUAUAUAUACACAUCCACACACACAAACUCUACAUAUACAAUUAUUAUAUAUACAAUUUGUUAUUAGCUCUUUGGUUCUAUUUUAUUAAUAUGUUUGUGUGUUUCGUUUGUGUUUUUUACUUUUUCCACCCCAUUUAAUUUUGAAGCUGAAUAAUAUUUCGCUUUUUCUGUACAUAUAUAUAUGAAAUUCCAAAUAACAAAAAUGCAAUUUAAAAACAUUUAUGGGGUAAUUCACAUAUAAAAGCUACAAAAACUUCCAAUAAUCAACAAGGCAAAUAUCCAUGGAAUGAAAUAAUGAAAUUAUGCUUUAGCCCAAAUAAAUAAUAAGGAAUGUUCUUAAAUUUGAUAUAAUAGCAAUAAAUACAAACACAAAUAAAAAACAGGCAGCUCUUCGUAUUGAUUAAGAUUGCAAUAUGGUGUAUAUGUAUAAUCUUGAUAUAGCAAAUAGGAAUAACUCCCAAAAUAAAUGUUUACAAAUCGUAAUUACAUCAUUAGCCAAUUAGUUUAAAUCGCAUGAUGCAUGUAUACAAUAUAAUUCAAUUAAUUAUUUAAAAAGAUUUCGUCUUUGAAUUGUUUUUCCGUUUUUUGGAUAUUUUUGUAAAUAUUCUCUUUUUGGGUGUUAUUUUAUUUAGUAAUAUUUUUCUUUAUGACAUUCUUAAGUUAGCCUACAAAUAAAUAACUCCCUAUUAUGCCAAGA